Molecule: messenger RNA, 2370 nt
Organism: Conger conger (European conger)
Lineage: Eukaryota; Metazoa; Chordata; Actinopteri; Anguilliformes; Congridae
Gene: pum3
Product: pumilio RNA-binding family member 3
Exons: 18
Coding region: 124-2139 (671 amino acids)
Biological process (GO): regulation of translation
Cellular component (GO): nucleolus
Molecular function (GO): mRNA binding
Source: RefSeq, a predicted model, not a curated record
UGGGAAGGUAUGGUGGCGUGUUUUCUGCUUCAUCAGUGAAAUAUAUUUAAUGUGAAGUGUGUAGCUUUACGCGAAACGUUUAUUUGUUGACUUUGUGAGACCGGGUGUUGCCGAUGAGAUACCAUGGAAGCAAAGCAUAAGAAGAAAGUGUUUUCUCCAAAGGGUGAGAAGAAAUAUGCACAGAAAGGAAAAGUAAAACCUUUCAAAGCUAAACCAGCAGGUAAACAAGGUGGCAAACCGACAGGAACAUUCAAACCCCGUCCAGGAGAGAAAGGAAAGACAUUUCAGAAGCCUGGAGGAAAGGGAGGCCCACAGAAGUUUCUGAAGAAUAAACAAGCAGACGGGAAGUUUCUGAAGAAUAAACAAGCAGGCGGGAAUUUUCUGAAGAAUAAACAAACAGAUGGGAAGUUUCUAAAGAAUAAACAAACAGACGGGAAGUUCUCCGGGAAGAGGAAGUUUCCCCAAGGGAAGGAAAAGCAAAAGGAAGGCUCCUCAGGUCCUGAAGCAAAGAAGCCCAAAUGGGAUGAGUUCAAACAGCAGAAGAAGGAACUGAAACAGAACCGGCAACAGAAUGAGAAGAAAGAGAGCUACCAAAUUGUGAGCCGAGCCAAACAAGUAUGGGAGAUGGUCAGGAGGAAAGACUGUGAUAAAGCAAAGCGAGUCAGACUCAUGAACGAACUUCAGGAACUUGUACGCGGUAAAAUAAAAGCAAUCGCCUUUGCACACGAUUCCACCAGAGUGCUGCAGUGUUUCAUUCAGUUUGGCGAUGACAAGCAGAGGCAGGAGGUGUUUGACGAGCUGAAGGAUCACAUUGUUGAACUUAGCAAGUCCAAAUAUGCAAGAAAUAUCGUGAAGAAGUUUUUAAUGUAUGGGAGCAAGCAGCAGGUGGGGGAGGUGAUGAAGUCCUUCAAGGGGCAGGUGAGGCAGAUGCUGCGGCACUCUGAAGCGUCCUCGGUGGUGGAGUACGCCUACAACGACAAGGCCAUCCUGCCCCAGAGGCUCAUGCUGACCGAGGAGCUGUACGGAAACACAUUCCAAGUCUGCAAGUCUGCAGUUUGUCCCACACUGGACAAAGUACUGGAGAGCAACCCAGAGAAGCAGACUAGCAUUAUGGAGGAGAUGAAGCAGAUCCUCACACCUAUGGCCCAGAAAGAGGCAGUCAUAAAACAUUCACUCGUACACAAAGUGUUCCUGGACUUCUUCUUGUUCUCCCUACCCAAACAGAGAUCGGAAAUGAUCGAGUCGAUUCGGGAGGCAGUGGUGUACAUGGCCCACACGCAUGAUGGGGCGAGGGUCGCUAUGCACUGCCUGUGGCACGGGACCCCAAAGGACAGAAAAGUCAUUAUAAAAACCCUGAAAACGUACAUCAGCAAGUUUGCUAUGGGGGAAUAUGCACAUCUGGUGCUCCUGGCUGCGUUUGACUGCAUCGACGACACCAAGCUGGUGAAGCAGGCCGUGUUGUCCGAGAUUGUAGCGUCUCUGUCAGACAUCAUCAGCAAUAAGUACGGGAAGAAGGUGGUCCUGUACCUGCUGAGUCCUCGAGACCCUGCCCACAUCCUGCCCGAGAUCAUCCAGGUGCUGGAGAAGGGGGACGGAAACGCUCACAGUAAGAAGGACGUGGCCGUGCGGCGCAGGGAGCUGCUGGAGGCCGUGUCCCCGCCCCUGCUGCAGCACCUGUGCGACAACGCCAGCGCCAUGGCGAUGGACAAGGCCUGCAGCGUCGUCGUGAGCGACAUCCUGGGGGCCGCCACGGGGGACCUCCGGCCCGCCAUGCAGGCCGUGGCAGACCUGGCGACCGAGGACUUGACCCCUGGCGGGGUGGAGGGUCGGCUGCACAUGGCAGAGCACCCCGCUGGCCACCUGGUGCUCAAGUGGCUGAUCGAGCAGGACGCCAAGAUGGAGGAGGCCCAGAAAGAAGAGCGCUUCUCCAGGGUCCUGCUGGAGCAGGUGGGUGUCGACAGGCUGAAGACCUGGGUGUCCGUAAACAGAGGAGCCAUCGUGCUCUGCAGUCUUCUUCAGAGUGCAGAUAAGGGUGUCGCAGAGGAGCUGAAGUGUGCGCUGAAGUCCAUCGUCCCUCAACUGAAGAAAAUUGAGAACUCAAAGGGUGUGGAGGCUCUGCUGGAAAAACUGGCCAAAUAGAGACUCCCUUUCAACAUUUCCUCACAGAUUUAAAGCAGACAUUUUCUCACCUGGUCCACUAUUUUAUAGUGCCAAGGUUUUCUGAGUAGCAGCAUACAUUGACCUUUUAUUUUUUAUAAUUGAAGGUUAAGACAGUCAUGAUUGUGUUGGCUGCAGCUUCAAGAUGUCUAAAUGGAUGAAACUUGUGUCUAUUGUAAAGCAACUUUUUAAAUAUAAAAGAUGUGGAAAGUA